ACAAAGAAGCUCACGCAACACAUUAUGUAAAGAAUGUGGCUUCAUUGUUGUUGGUUUGAUGCUAAAUUACUUGAUUCAUAAUUUUACUUUUGAAAAUCUAUAUUAUAUAAAUAAAAGCUUGUUAUAGACUCGAUUGGAAAACAAUUUUAAAACCGAAAUGCCGGAAUGGACUGGGCUAGGUGCCCAGCCCGGCCUGGCGCAGCCACAACCUGGUGAUGGGGUCUAUGGCCACUACUGAUAUAUGUGGGCGGCAUUUGUAGUGUGAGCUGUCAGUAAUAGUCCUUCCAAUUCGCUUAAUUUCCUCCAUUUUCCUUGCCCUCAAAAGAGCAUCUUCGCUCAAACAAACAAAAAAGUGAAAGAGAAAAAAAAAAAAGGAAAAAAAUAAAAGAAAAGAAAGGAAAGUAAAAGACAAAGGCAUGAGUAUGUCACUUGAAGCUAGCAGACAACAUUAAGGACUUGGAAGGAUUUGUACCCCACACUUUUCAACACUCUUUCUCUUUUACCACAUUAUCCCAAAGUCCAAGAAUCUGUUUUGUUUUAUUUUUCAUCUCUUCUUCUUCAUCUUCUUUGAUUCUCUAGCUCUGCUCUAAUCUUGGAUAUAAACCACCAUGGCUAAUGUCUCCUUGUGCAGUUGAAGAUGGGGCAGGCCUCCUCUUCUUCUUCUUCUUCUUCUUCUUGUUCAUGUUCUUUAUCUUGUAAUCAUCAUGAGAUCAGCAAGCAAAUAGAUGGCAGAAGUUCUAUUAUCAUUACCAAGAAACAUAAUGCCACCACCAGUUUUCAGGAUCUGACAUUGUCUCUUCCUGAUGAAUGCUUGGCUACUAUAUUCUGUAAACUAAGUUGCCAUGACAGGAACUCUUGUUCUUUAGUUUGUAAGAGAUGGAAGCUUAUUGAUUCCAACUCUAGACAUCGCCUUGUCUUGCUUUCUCCUUUUGAAAUGUCUUCUUCUUUGCCUUGUCUACUCUCUCGCUUUAGCUCUCUCACCAUUCUUUCCCUCAAAUGCUCCCGCAAGCUCCUCAGCAUUGAUGACCUGUCCUUCUCUCGCAUUCCUGUCUUUCUUCCUUCGUUAAUCAAGCUCAAACUUAAAGGCUGCAUUGACAUUUCUGAUGAUGGGUUGCUUGCUUUUUCUUUGAAUCAUCCCCUUCUGCUUUCCAAAAUCUCUUUUGCUUCUUGUGGUUUCGGUGCUAGAGGUCUCAACUCUCUUCUUACUAACUGCCCUUCUCUUCACCAUCUAACUCUCAAGCGUCUCCGGAAGCUUGAUGCUCAUAACACUCCAUUGUUUUUUGAUACUGAUGAUGAUAAUGAUGCAGCAGGAAACAACAGAAGAACUCACCUCAGGAUUGAAAGACUCUGCCUCAAAGACCUGCACAAUGCUCGCAUUUUUAUCCCACUUCUUUCUGCUUCCGCUCAGGCUCUGAAAACCCUUAUUGUUUGCAGGAGCUCAGGUAACUGGGACAAGGUUUUCCAGAGUCUACAAGGAAAAAUCAGUUCCAUUUCAGAGAUCCAGAUUGAGAAUGUCCAAAUGGGUGAUGCAGGACUAAUAGCUAUAUCUUCUACUUGCCCUCAACUUCAAGUUCUUCAGCUAAGCCGUACUACUGAUUGCACAGACGAUGGGCUCUCAGCAAUUGCCACUUCUUGCAGGAGUAGUCUCAGGAAGCUCCAUGUCGAUGCGUGGAGCAGAUUCGGGGGGCGCACUAUUGGGGACGACGGUGUGUUAACCGUAGCUGCCCAAUGUCUCAGACUGCAGGAGCUAGUGCUUAUGGGUGUUCCUAUAAGUGGGUCAUCUCUUACUGUCCUGGCUUCCAAUUGCCGGACAUUGGAAAGACUAGCCCUUUGUAAUACCGAGUCAGUUGGAGAUUCUGAAAUGGGAAUAAUAGCAGCUAAAUUUAAUGCUUUAAAGAAGCUGUGCAUAAAGAACUGUCCAAUCUCCCAGUCAGGAAUUGAAGCCAUAGGAGGUGGCUGUCCAAAUCUAGUGAAACUGAAGGUGAAAAGAUGCAGAGGGAUAAGUGAGGCAAGUGUUAGAAAACUAAGAAUGCAGAGGACAUCAGUAGUGGUUUCAGUAGAUACAGGAUCCAUGGUGUUCAGUGGACAAAGAAUGACUAUUACACAAGAAGAAGAAGAAGCAGAACAACAACAACAAAAUAGAUCAAUUAGAACACCAAACACUGCAGCAGCAACAACAGCAGCUGCACAUGUUGUUUGCAGCAGCAGAAGUGCUCUCUUCCUCAGGUCCAGGCUUGAAAAUGCUCUUCAGAUUUCUAGGAGGAGACCCAAUUAAUUUCCUACAUUUUGAUUGAUUUUUUUUUUUUUUCCUUUUCCCAGCUUCUCUCUAAUUCUUUGAUUCAAGUGUGUUUAUUUUUUUCCUGUAUCUUUCUGUUCAUGCUAAAGAGAACUUUGGGUUUUGGUUUUUAAUUAUUUUUUGGGGAUUGAUUGUUAUUAUGGGUGAGAUUUGAACAUGAUACAAAGAUGACUUUUGUAAUGAUUCAUAGCUUGCUUCAAAUGGAUAUCUAUUGUUCAUAUCAUCA
Molecule: messenger RNA, 2522 nt
Organism: Ricinus communis (castor bean)
Lineage: Eukaryota; Viridiplantae; Streptophyta; Magnoliopsida; Malpighiales; Euphorbiaceae
Product: F-box protein SKIP2-like
Exons: 1
Coding region: 638-2275 (545 amino acids)
Biological process (GO): SCF-dependent proteasomal ubiquitin-dependent protein catabolic process
Cellular component (GO): SCF ubiquitin ligase complex
Molecular function (GO): protein binding
Source: RefSeq, a predicted model, not a curated record